This is a messenger RNA of Parastagonospora nodorum SN15, 2172 nucleotides long. RefSeq lists its product as hypothetical. The record is from RefSeq and is a predicted model, not a curated record. Gene Ontology annotation, molecular function: ATP-dependent H2AZ histone chaperone activity. Gene Ontology annotation, biological process: chromatin remodeling; regulation of DNA-templated transcription. Bases 1 to 2172 code for a protein of 723 amino acids. NCBI's taxonomy places the organism in Eukaryota, Fungi, Ascomycota, Dothideomycetes, Pleosporales, Phaeosphaeriaceae. Gene Ontology annotation, cellular component: nucleus. The transcript has a single exon.
AUGAGCACCGAGGAAAUGGAUGUGGAAAUGGCGGGGGAUGUGCCGCCCGAGGGCCAUGUUGAAGGUUCUGAAGACGAGAGCGAGCCGGAGGCGCCGACGGAGCUCAUGGUCAAGACGAGGGCGCGCAGAGCCAAUGCCGGCAACCGCAUGUCCACGCUCCUUGCUAAAGCCGAGGAGGAAGAGGAAUGGGGCGAGGAGUGGGAGGAAGCUCCAAACGAGGAGGAGUUUCAGGGCGGCGAUGUUAAUGAGCAGGAAGACUAUAACAUGGAUUCGUCGUCCUCGGAGGAGGGAGACGAUGACGGCGACGAAGACGAUGCAGGCGAAAGGGAACUGCGCAAAGCAGAGCGUCAAGAACGAAACAAGAAGCGCAAAGCCGUGACAAAUCCCUUCGCAGCUCGAGUCGCAGCUGUCACCCGGAAAAAAGUCAAGCUCGACCUGCUCCGCGCGCAGUCACCGAUAGACGCCCCUCCGCGACCGAAGAAGAAGUCCGAGCGAGCUUCAUGGCUACCGACCGAAGAGGAUGGUCCUGUUCGGGCGUCCGCAAGGACACAGACAGUGGCGAACAAGGAAGCGACGCUCUCCAAGCUCUUGGAGAAGGACCGCCGCCGCGAUGAUACCCUAGCCAUGAUGAAGGCUGCUGAGGCGCGGAAGAAAAAGGACGAGCCGAAGCCGUUGACCCAGGCAGAACGCCUCGCUGAGUGCGCGCGAAACGAGAGGAUCAAUAAGAAGACGCUGCACAGGUGGGAGGAGGCGGAGGAGGCAAGAGCGGCGGAGCGACAAGCCAAGAUCGAUGCUAUGAAGAAUCGCCAGAUGCAGGGUCCGUACAUACGAUACUACAGUGGCCCCGCAAUAUGGGUAGACGAUAAGCUGAAAUACACGGGCAAGGAUGCGCCCACUCUGGAGCAUCUGGAAGAAAAGCUCAACAAGGAGCCAUCUGCUGCCAUCCCACAGCAGCCAGAAGAUGGUUCAAACAAGCCGACAUUCGAGGGCCCGCAGAAUCAGCCUGAACACUCCGUACCUGGUGAAGCAGGGCCUGUCAACGGCACCCCGAACGACCAGCAGCAGCCGACACAAGACACUCCGAGCUUCAUUCAACCGACUGCAAGCGUCGCACAUAUGCCAUCCAUUCCGACAUCACUAUCACAGCAACAACAGCCAUCACAAGUGCCGUGGACAGCUGCAUCACAAGUUUCUGGCGGCGAUGUCUUCAUGGGGUCUCACGGCAUGCCAUAUCCGAACAGCAUAAUGUUUGCGCCACCUAGUCAAGACUCGUUCCUCUUUGGCAUCGACCAGUACGCUCAGGGCCAGCAAACACAAGAUACCCCCUCCGAUCUCCCUCCAAACCCCUUCACACAAGCCUCGCCCUACAACUCCCAAUACACCACCUCUCAGCCUGCAUUCCCUCAACAACAGUACCCUACGGACGGCGCCAUCGGCCCCCAAACCCUACUCCAGCAAUUCCAACAAGGCCCGCCCAUGCCCCCGGCCCCUCCCCGCAAGAAAGCCAUCAAACGCGCCCUCCGCAACCUCCUCAUCCUCUCCUCCUUCCCCAACCUUGACAUACCCCCAACUCGCGUCCGCGGCUCUGCCUCGCUCCUCAAAGACAAAGACCGCGCCGCCCUCAUCCAGCUCAGCAUGACCCUCUUCUCCUGGUCCCUCGCCGACGCCACAGCCUUCGUCACAAACCAGUUGUCCCACUCGUCCUCCAAGACCACGUCGAAGAAAGCCCAGGCUGAGCGCGACGCUGCCCUCAAGCCUGUGAAGCCGCUGUGUGCAGUCACGAAUGCCAUUGCGCGUUAUCGCGAUCCGGAAACGGGGAUUGCGUAUCGCGAUGCCCGGGCCUUUGGUGUCUUGAGAGGUGUCGUGGGCGGUGGGUUUGUGUGGUCGGGCGAUCUAGGGUGUUAUGUGGGCGGCAGAGCGAAGCCGUUGGAGAGUAUGGGAGGUAAAGGGUUUCUGGGUAUGCCGCCGGCGAAGGGUGUGCCGAGGCGGUUUUUGGAAAUGCAGAAGAAGGUUGUGGCGCCGCCGGUGGUGCAGACAGCUGCGCCGGGAGCCGUGGACGGAGCGCAGCAGACACCCACUGCUGAUGGGGAAGGUGUAGCUGCGCCAGAGGCGAUGGAAGAUGUGCAACAGGGAACGGAGGCGGUCAAGAAGGAGGCUGCUGUUCCGACUUAA